This is a messenger RNA of Wyeomyia smithii (pitcher-plant mosquito), 1008 nucleotides long. RefSeq names its product non-structural maintenance of chromosomes element 3 homolog (gene MAGE). The transcript has 2 exons. The record is from RefSeq and is a predicted model, not a curated record. Bases 136 to 915 code for a protein of 259 amino acids. Gene Ontology annotation, cellular component: nucleus. NCBI's taxonomy places the organism in Eukaryota, Metazoa, Arthropoda, Insecta, Diptera, Culicidae.
AAGAAAAGUACCAGUAGAAGAAUAUUGUUUGGUACACAAUCUUCUCGGUUUUUCAAAACAUUCAGUGAAAAAGCGCGCGUUUGUGAAAAAACUUGUUUUAUUUUGGAUUUAUCUCCUAGCAGAUAGGUUUACAUCAUGCCACGUCGUAGUGAGGCUAGCCAACCGAUACCUUCCAGCUCAAGGAGCCAUCCCUCUCGAUCACAAAGGGCAGAACCUUCCAGCAGUGAAACUCCAGCAGUAGCCGCCGUAGAUCCAGAACUAGACCAACAUGUUAUCAAUAUGGUGCGUACUAUACUCAAUCUUUCUGUUAACAAACAUCCUAUCAAAAAAAUUGACUUGGUGAGAAAUGCCCUCGCCGGAAAUGGACGCCUCUUCGCGAAAGUAAUUCCACAGGCCAUGAACGAACUCAGCGAUGUGUACGGCUACAAGCUUAUCGAAAUGGAACAUAAUAAAACCUACCUUCUGAUGUCCAAACUACCGUGCGCCUCGAUUCUAGAACUCAACGAAGACUACCGACGAAAGUAUACACUACUCUAUCUGGUGCUGGGGUACAUCUUUAUGAAAAAUGGCAGCGUGCCGGAACAGGGUUUGUGGGAUUUCCUCGCGAAGUUACAAAUUCGGGACGAUCAGGAACAUUCCUUUUUCGGAAAUGUACGCAAACUGAUAACGGAAACUUUCGCCAAGCAGGCCUAUCUGGUUCGUGUCAAACAGGUUGUGGAGGGUAUGAAUGAUGAUCGGUUUUUCUACAGCUGGGGUGUGCGGGCCGAGCAUGAGCUAAGCAAGAAGGACAUUCUCGAGUCGAUCUGUAAACUUCUCGGUAAGCCGUCGAUCUGUUACGUUACGCAGUACACAGCCGUCUAUGGUGAUACUAUGAACAGAGAUGAGGAACCAAUGGAAGUGGCGAACGGAGAAUGAUUUGUUUUUUUUUUUCACUGUUGUAUUAGUUUGUAAGAUAGAUUAUAAUAUUAAAUACUGGAUGGAUUUUGUUAAUAAAAGACAUUUCCAUUA